This is a messenger RNA of Cavenderia fasciculata, 1377 nucleotides long. RefSeq lists its product as uncharacterized. Bases 1 to 1377 code for a protein of 458 amino acids. The record is from RefSeq and is a predicted model, not a curated record. The transcript is spliced from 2 exons. NCBI's taxonomy places the organism in Eukaryota, Evosea, Eumycetozoa, Acytosteliales, Cavenderiaceae.
AUGACAAUUUAUUUAUCACAAUAUUUACAAAAAUAUAUUAUUAAUAUUUAUAUUUUGACAGAAUCAAAUCAACAUGAAGAAAAGGAUACAUUUACAGGAAGAGAAUACUGGUAUUAUAUGUUUAAUGGAGAGAAGAGGGGAAAGAUGGAUCCACUACCAAGUACUACUCGGAUGGUUGAUAUUGCAUUGAGAUACUUCAAUCAAUUCAUUCAAAACAAUAUUCAAACUCUUAAAUGGUCAUUAAAAGAACCCAAUCAUUCUCAUCAAUUAACAUUCAAUUAUACAAAUCAAUUGGUGCAAUUUCUACCUCAACUACAAACCAUCAACCUUCGAUGUGAUGACAAUGCGAAUAUCCCUGUUUUGAUGUCCCUGAAAUCAAUUAGACAACAUAUACUUCCUCACCUCGAAAUCAACAUUGAAUUUCAUCUCAAUGCAAAAAGAACAUAUGGAGAUAUCAUGUGGCCUAUAAAUUCGUUUAGUAGAGGGUUGGGAGUGAACACAGUGGCGUUGGGAAUUCUUUUCUAUUCAAUCGACUUUAUCCCAAUGGUCAGAGAUCUACACCCACAAUCUCUCAAUCUUUACAAUGGAUCCUUGGAGGAAGGAUUUCCUCAUCUCCCAUACUCUAAAUUAUUCAGUCAUCUAACUGGAUCAAUCAAACAUCUCAACAUUGGCUACGAUUUUGUAGAGUUGUCUGAAUUAAGAUUUUUGGUUGAUGACAAUCAAUUUAUGCACUUGGAAUCACUCAAGGUCAAUUUAAUGACCUAUACUUUGUAUGAACUAAAAUCAACUUUCUUACCCGAAUUACCAUUCGAAUUGCCUUUCGAACCAAAUGUUCAAUAUGAAUCUUCAAUGACAGACUGGAUCGAAUUUUGUUCCAAUCUAUACCAAAAUACAACUCUCAAAAGAUUGUAUCUUUGCGAUCGCCCAGGCAAUCAAUCCUCUCGCACCAAAUUACAGACUUUUCAACUGGCAUUUGAAUCAAUCAGGAGUGGUCCUAGCGGUGGAGGUAACUGUAAGAUAGACUAUCUUGCUUUGAAAUGUAUGCCAAAUGUCAUGUCUGUCAACUUUUGGAAUACACUAUGUCAUGUCAAUGGAAUUACCAAACUAUUAUUGACCAAUGGAACAGUCACUGAUGAUAUGAUUCCAUAUCUUGCCAAUCUAGUUUCUACCAACACAACUAUUACAGUUCUAUCAAUUAGAGGUAAUGAGUUGGAUUUUAACAAUGAAUUGGAACAAGCAUUCAAACAAAACAAAACAAUCACAGUAUUGGAUAUUGGCAGAAAUUUUUGUCAAGAUGAUGAUAAUCAUUUUGAUGAACCAUCCUCCUUUUUCAAUGCUUUGUUGUACAGUGAUACAAUACUUGUUCUUGGAAGUUGA